UUAUCGAGCGACGAGCAGUCUGUGUCCGAGCAGCGCGCCGCCAUGUCGACUUCGGCCAUCAGCCCCGGAGAGCCCGCCGGCAGGCAGAAGCCGCUGGACGCCAACAGCUACGCCACCAAGAAGACGAUCGCGCAGGGCAUGCUGGACAUAGCGCUGCUCACGGCCAACGCCAGCCAGCUCAAGUACGUGCUGCAAGUGGGCGAGAAGCACGAGUUCUACUCGCUCAUGGUGGCGCUCAUAUCCGUCUCCAUCAUCCUGCAGGUGGUGAUAGGCAUCAUCAACGUCACCCUCGGCUCAGCCUUCAACAUCAACAAGCAGCCUCACCAGAGGGUCGCGAACGCGUGGAACAACGUGGUGCUGGCGCUCAACAUCAUCACCACGGCCAUCAACGUCGUGAUCAGUGCCUUCGACAUGCGCCAGUCGGGCGCGGGCCCGGGCAGCGGUCUCUUCAACGCGACCACGACCACGCCGAGGGGCGCGCUGGCCGCCUGAGUUACUCUCCUACUCGUACCUUCAAGUCUCCGCCGCACGGAGUCGUGCACGCGGGAGGAACUCGAGACACUCUGACUGCGCGGACGUUACAAUGUGAUGGUGGAUCUGUCAUCUUAACACAGACACUCUCGACAACAUAACACAACCUCAAAGGAAAAAAAUACCAUAAAAUAUAUAUUUUGAAUCAUAAACACUUCCUCUUAACGCCAGCCACAUCUUGUUUUUAUUUUUCAACGCUUUUCUCAGGCAAUAAUACAGUUCAGCUUAUUUUUAUAUACAUAGUUGUUUGUGAAACUAAAAGUAGUUUAUAAUUGUAAAUCACACGUUUUAAAUUAUUUUAAUGUUAUUUAGGUUAUGUAAAACCUUCAGAGAGACCGUUAUACUUUCAGCCAACGUUAAUUUUGACGAAUCAAAUACUUUUCUGAACUGGUAGGAAAAAUACUGAAAAUAUUCGUAGUGAGCGAUGGAAUAAUAUUGGAUACUUGGCCUAUAAGAGCAAUAGUUCACUUCGUUUGAUUGCGUAACUAUCGCAUGAAAAUUCUGGUCUAAGAAGCUUUAUGACUUUAUUUGAAUAACAACUAAGUUUUCAGAAGUAUUUUCCAAAUUAUUGUUUAUUAACUGCCAGACACACGCAUAUUUCUUGAGGGUAUAUUGAAACACAGAUCUUUCCAAUCUACCUAAAACAUUAAAUUUUGAAUCCCUUGCUUAUUUUGAGAAUCCAGACUUUAUAGAUCUCCAUUUGUUAAUGAUAAAUCAGGAUCUAUUGUAAAUUAAUAUAUAUGCAUAUAUAUAUGCAGAGUUUACUUUACUAAAAUUCGUAAACAAAGGAAGAUUCGCCAGUAUUGUAAACUUAUUGAAUACUAGCUAUGAAGUAUAAAAGUUCCUAAAUGCAUUAUAUUUAUAUAAAAAUUGUAUAGUACUCAGUGCAAGAUAAUUACGUAUGUGGUCAUGAAGUAGGUUUACAGAACUAAUUUGAAAACCCAAAGCCAGCAGACCUAAAUAUUUGUUAGUAUCUUUAUAAGUGACAGUUUAAUAAUCUUGUUGAAGCAGAACAAACCAUCUGCAUCGAAAUUAGUUUUAAGACCUUUUAAUAUCUAACAAAUAACUUAAACUUUGGGAUAAAAAUCUGAAGAAAAAAAAUUGAAUUUUACAAAAUUUUCAAAUUACAGAAGAUUAAAAAUAACAGAAAAAUUAAAGUUCGAUAGACAUUGCUCUAUUUUUCUGCAUGUGUUUUAAAAGCAUCCAAUGUUAGAAUCCAUUUAUGAGUCUAAUAUUGGGACAUGCAUGACCUGGAGCAGCAAAAUUAACUUUCUUGCAUUUAUUUAAUAGGAAAUUGUAUAGAAUAUAAUCUCACCAUCUCUUCUGAUAAAGGAAGUUUAGUGUGUGUAUAGUGAUUUUACCUGGAAAAAAAAAAUUAGGCUAUUAAAAACUUCUCAUUUCUUUGCUCCGACGCACAAGUAUAACAUGUCCAGUGUCACUUAAAGCAUAUGUAUACGAUGUAGGGAUAAUAUCUUUAUGUUGGACUGUUAAAGUAUAGCAAGACUACACACUUGAAUCAUCAUCCAGAUUAAAUUGACAAUACUCGUCGACUAGCUGAUUUGCUUUCAUAUGUGUUUCAUGAGUAGUAAGUGCUAUGUGUACAUGGCUAGUAGCAACUAGCUGGUGUUUAUAGCUAGCUUAAAAAAAAUCAUGUUAUAAACUUAAGAAACCAAAAAAUGUAGAUACAAAUAACGUAAACAAUGUUAGAAAAAGCUAUUCAGAGAUAAAAUUAUUUUUAUUUACUUGUUUAUAAAAUUAUUUGUGUACUUACUCUUACUGUAUUUGUUAUAAAGAAUUUUUCUCUUAGAAAACGUAGAAUUGUAUUAUGGAUUUGGUGAUGUAAUUGCAAAAACUCACUACACGGUUUACAUUCUACAAUAUUUGGUUUUAUUUAUAAAAACUAGUUUAGUUAAUGUGAGCAAUUUAAAUAAUGUAUGCAAAUCGAAUAUACGAAGUACUAUUUUUAAAGUUAUUUGUAACAUUUCGUAAUUUAAGAGUAAGGUUAUUUAUUAUUUGUUCGCUUAUGGUGCCUUAAUUUGUAAGUGCGCUUACGUAUAUAAUGGUAUCAACGCUUCAGUAUUUUUGAGGAUGGAUUUUAAUAAUGGGAAAUAGUUGAAUACUAUUUAUUAAUUAUUAUAAGUUUAAGUAGCGUGCCAUGUUCUAAAAAUACAAUGUGAAAAACCUCCUGACUUGUGCCGUCCAAUAGAUAAAUUUACACUGAAAUCAUAGUAACAUAACGUUUAAAAUUAAAAAAAUAUAUAUUAUUAAAAUGAAUAAAUUCUGUUUUAACAAUUAUUUUAUUUGAUUCAUUAAUGUUCUCGAACGGUAUUCUAUAUUUUUACUCUGGCAACAGCCAUACAGAUACAUUUCAAUUGUUUUGAUCUACAUCACGAUUCAGUACUGUGAGGUAGAAACUAUUACAUUCAACUGAAUUACCAUUAAGGUACUAAACCUCAUAAAUAGGUUGUUGACGAUAUAAUUAUAAAUACAUGCAGGCUACCCAUGUAUAAAUAACUAUAAGUAAUUCAUAAUUGUUAUUUUGAAAUUUAAUUGUCUAGUAAUAUUUAUAUAACGAACUGUUUUAGUAUAGUUUCAAGAAUAAUUUAUUUCACCUUUGACCUCACACACUGCUUUUGUCUUGAAUGUGAGUUUUGGAGGCAUUGAAUGACUUUUGAAUAUAAUAAAAUAAGUUUUUUUUUAUUUACGUUUGACCAAUUGUUGGCUGCAAUAUAAUUCUGUCUUCCCAGAGAUCCAACACAUUAGGGUGAAGAAAAAUUCAUAUAGGUAAGUAACAAUUUUUUACAUGCAGUGAACAUUGAUCAAGAAACAUCUACAAAUUGUAAACCUAAAUUGUUCCAACAUAAAUUUAUACCAGAGAUAUACACACUGAAGCAACAUCAAUAGGUCAAAGCAUGGUUCAAAUGAUACUAAGCGGAAAAUUUUUAAGUUUAUUUACCUGUAACACUGUCAAGUGAUCGAGUAACAAAACUUACUAAAUUUUGGUGUAUCACAAUUACAAUUAAGCACGCUUUUUUUUUCCAAAGUGGCUUACCGGUAUAAAACACAAUUGUAAGAUUUUUAAAACAAAAUUUUAGAUUUUGACUUGUAAUUUUUGUAUGAAUCAUGUAAAUAAACACUAAUGGAGUUAACUU
Molecule: messenger RNA, 3683 nt
Organism: Bacillus rossius redtenbacheri
Lineage: Eukaryota; Metazoa; Arthropoda; Insecta; Phasmatodea; Bacillidae
Product: ninjurin-2-like
Exons: 3
Coding region: 43-492 (149 amino acids)
Biological process (GO): tissue regeneration; cell adhesion
Cellular component (GO): membrane
Source: RefSeq, a predicted model, not a curated record